AUGUCUCUCCACUCCGUGAAGCUACUAGCAAUAGUAGCAGCUGCAUUAGUCGCCUUGUUGGGCUUGUGGGCAGCGAAGGAGGUUGGAAAGAUCAAAAGGCCACUGCUGUUUUCGGUCUCCCAAGCAUUCACUGCUGGGGUCUUGUUCGCCGCUGGACUCUGUCACAUGCUUCCUGAUGCUGUCGGGGACCUCAUCGGGAUCUACGUAGAUCAUAACCCCCAGUUUGGUGCUCUCAUUGCGUGUACAUGGGCCGCCGUGGCAUUCCUGUUAUUGCUUUCCAUCGAGGAGAUGGUUUCGGCUCUGUUACCCGCGAGUACAGCAGUCCCCCACUCGGAAGCCGCGUGCGUCACGUAUAGAACUCAGUUCCCUAUACUGCCUAGGAAGGAGCUUGUCGGUCCUCAUGGUUGCUGCGAGGAGGCAGAUCCCGAUAGCUGUUGUGAGGCAAUCGAGAAUCGGAAUGCACAGGAGAAGGACGGCCUUAUAGAUCCUCUCUUGCCACGGUAUCACAACGAAUGUUGUCCAGUACAUGAGCAUGAUCAUGUCCAUCAUCAUCAUCAUCACCAUACUCACAGUAUCCACAGUAUCGACGAAGCCGAUCCUGAGCAACCUCUCCUCCUCCUCCAACAGCAGCAUCAUCACCAUCAUCAUGUGGAGCUGAAGCAUGCCCCGCUGAAAGCAGGGCCCUGUGCGGAGAUCGGCGCAAUGACGCUUUUCAUUGCAUUGAGCUUCCAUUCAGUGAUGGAAGGUUUGGGUGUCGGAUCGGCUACACAUUCCUGGGAGGUCAUACCUGUCCUCACAGCGAUUCUAGCCCAUAAGGCACUAGCGGCGUUUGCAUUAGGAUGUAGCCUGGUUGAGUCUACCGUGUCGGGCAGGCGAUUUUUUGUAUACAGUCUUAUAUUCGCCGCUGGUACUCCCGUCGGUGCUCUACUUGGCAAUAUUGGAAUCUCCUCUGGGAAGAGCGUGCACGCAGCGGCUGUCUUCACGGCCACAUGUAAGGCCCUAGCAUCAGGAACCUUCCUACAGGUGAGCUCAAUGGAGAUAAUACCCCAGGUCUUCGCCUCUGCCGAGGGCCGGUUUAGCAAGCUUACCGCAAUUCUCGUUGGAUUCGGAGCAAUGGCUACUCUAGCUGUGUGGAUAUGAGAGGUUACUCUACUACUACUACGGCUACUGAGCCUGUGAUACUACCCAGCGCCAUUUUCUCACUGUUUCACCAUUUAAUCUGACUCCUUCA
Molecule: messenger RNA, 1231 nt
Organism: Perkinsus marinus ATCC 50983
Lineage: Eukaryota; Perkinsozoa; Perkinsida; Perkinsidae
Exons: 10
Coding region: 1-1140 (379 amino acids)
Biological process (GO): zinc ion transmembrane transport
Cellular component (GO): membrane
Molecular function (GO): zinc ion transmembrane transporter activity
Source: RefSeq, a predicted model, not a curated record